Molecule: messenger RNA, 24633 nt
Organism: Symphalangus syndactylus (siamang)
Lineage: Eukaryota; Metazoa; Chordata; Mammalia; Primates; Hylobatidae
Gene: SLC8A1
Product: solute carrier family 8 member A1
Biological process (GO): cell communication; sodium ion transmembrane transport; calcium ion import across plasma membrane
Cellular component (GO): axon; postsynapse; sarcolemma
Molecular function (GO): calcium:sodium antiporter activity
Source: RefSeq, a predicted model, not a curated record
CUCACAGUCUAGCAAAGUGAUUUGCAGAAAGAACAUGCUCAAAACGUUUUUAAAAAGCUAUGCUGUGAAAUUUGGCAACAUGUAUUAAGUGUCAUGAAACAGUUAUUUCCUUUGACACAUAAUGCCUCUUUUGGGACUUUAUUCUACAGGAAUAAUGUGAAAUGUUAAAAUGUCAUAUGCACAAACAUACUUCACAGAGUUCUUUCAAAACAAUUCAAAGGUCCAGUAUUUUAACAGUGGAAUGUUCAUGUGAAUUGUAUCAGUAUGUCAUUCAGUGGAAUCAUGCAACUUUUAAAAACUUCGAAUACUAUUAAAUUAGAAAUGUAAUUAUCAUUUAAGAAGAAGCAGGGCAUACAAUUAUUGGUGCACUAUAGGUUUCAAAUGUAUAACAUGCAUAUGAGAAAUAUUGAAAGGGAAUAAAUUAAAAUUAUAAAUUUUAAGACAGUUGUAGAAUUGCAAGUAGUUUCUUUUCUUUUUAAAAUAGCUGUAUUACAUUCCUAUUAUUGUUACAAGUUGUUUUACACAAAAGUAAUGUUUUGUUUCCUACGGAGGACCUUAUAUUGUGCAGUGAGCUUGGAAGAUUACUUGGACCAUUAGAGAUUUCUACUAAUGAUCCCUGACCUUGGGAUCAAUACUUCUGCAGUCUCGUUAGGAUCCUUCUCUUGUUUCCACACAAUCAUCUUUAAAUUUACAUCAUUAGUUUAAAUGGAUCAAAUAGAUUAGAUUAAGGGAAUACUUAAAACACAGUCCCCCCUGGAAGUGACUGAAAGGAGUCCUCUUUAAAUAUACAAGUCAUUACUAGGCUGUCAAGAACCAUUAGUAGCCCAUAGUAGUGAUGACCAUAACCAUUGAUCAAUACCAGCAAUUUGUUUCAUCUCUUAAUUUCGGACAAGGGGACCACCUUGUCCUUUAACUCUUGGCAGUUCAAAAGUUAGAAAGAGAAAGAGAGGAAGAGGAUAGUUAAGAAGGAAGAUGGGGAAGCAAAAUGAGUGAGCUGUGACAAGAAAAGACCAAGGCAGAGAAGAAAGGUUUUUAACAGUAAGUGUGUCUACCUCUCUCUGAUGUUCCUCUCUGAUGUUCCCUUUCUUCACCUUUUUUUUUUUUAUCUCUUCCCUGCUGCUCAUUGGAGCCUUUCAAAUAGAAGCACUGUGAUUUCAAAAGCUAUGACUAUUUUUGAUCUUUCCUCUAAUCUAUAUUAUGAGGUGGUCUUGGCCAGGAGAUCUGUUCUCUUGAUUUACAUAGUACACUGUACCAAAAGUAGGAGGUUUAGCAUCACAGGCAAAGACAAGUACAAAAUAAGGGGUAAACAGAAUACAGAGAGUAUGGGCAGGCACCCCAGUAGCCUUUUCCACGCUGCGGUCCCUAGCUCUGAGUUCGAAGAGGCUGGUGCAAAUGAGUGCGUCCUAUAGCUGUGCUACCUAGGCCUGUCUCAAAAAUCCAGACAAGAUGAUCCUCACUUUCACCACCAUACAGAUUGCACAGCUUCUGAUGGAAGGUGCAAUACAUCUGCUUGUCAGUCAGCUCAGGACAGGUGAGUUGCUGACUUUCCCUGUGGGCGAGUGAAGAAGGCAGCUCAUGCUUCUUGACAUUAUGGAGGCCCAGCAGUGAACUCUCAUGUGUACAUUAAUGUGCAUUUUACCUUUUUACCCAUUCUAGGUAACUUAUAAAGGACAGUGAAACUUAAAGAAAUAGCGAAUAUCAGUCCCAAGUAACUGGGACUAAAGGCGCCCGCCACCACGCCCGGCUAUUUUUUUUUUUUUUUUUUUUGUAUUUUUAGUAUUUUUAGUGGAGAUGGGGUUUCACCAUGUUAGCCAAGAUGGUCUCUAUCUCCUGACCUUGUGAUCCACCCGUCUCGGUCUCCCAAAGUGCUGAGAUUACAGGCGUGAGCCACUGCGCCCGGUCCAAGAGAUGCUUAUUUUUUAUGACUGAAAUCAAACACCUGUUAUAUUGAUUCAGGUUUUAAGACUGGAUCUGAAAGAAACUGACCCAAUUUUUUAAUGGUAUUAUUAUAUAACAUGUAAUAUAACAGUGAAAUAUAAAAUAUGAAAAGCUGCAGCCUUCUUGUAUGCUUAGGUUGCUCAUAAAUUGAAUAAUGAGUUUCUAGAAAAUGUAGUCAUUAUGCCUAGCCUUUCUCAGGGAUAUCAUUAGCCCAGUUAUUUAUCUGCUCCACUGGUUUGCAAGGGAAAAGCAGCAUCCCUGGGCCAGGCUAGGACUUUUUCCUGGUUCCCGGGGCCUGGCAGCCCUUUCAAGAAACAUUCUCUUCCUGCCUUACCUCAAAAGGUCAAGUAUUUUCAUGGCACUUACUAGGGCUGGCAGAGUUGUGCUCUUUCUACAUCACCGAGCAUCAAUCUGAAGCAUCACAAGGAAAACUGUCUGCUAUUUUUCUGGUCAUAAAAGAGAAAAUACAAGUUGUUUUGUCUAUAAGGAAUUAAUUGUAGUUUUUUUUUUUCUCCACAGACUCUGUCUGUGGGGAGGAAGUGGGUCUUCACGUAAAUAAAUUGGAUCAUUAUUAAGGAAAGAGUGAGAAGGGAUGUGGUGGGGAUUCCUUGGAGAAGAAGAGAGUGUGGAAGUGCUGUUAGGAUACAGAAGGGCACAUGGAGAGGAAAGAUUCAGGGCCAUAUCUCAGCCACAUCAUCUUUGCAGUCAUUUGGUUGUUGCACUGCAAGGAGGCCAUCUGGAAACAACUGCACCAUCAGAAGAUGUUCUUUUCCUCCAGGUGUGCUUUAAUAGCAAAACAUGCUACUGCGACAUUUCUAGUUCAACCAAGAACUUGGCAAGAUGCAGCCUUUGUGGGGAAUCAAAAGUAGUAUGUUCCUGAUAAACUUUAGAUUUGAGACAUUGAUGCCUCUGAUUAAAAGAGAGAGAGAAAGACAAGGAGGGAAGAAGGAAGGGAAGGGAAAGGAAGGGAGAGAGGGAGAGAGGGAGAGAAACUAAUAACUUAAUUCUCUCCAGUGGGUGAACAAAAUGGCCACUUUGUGGAGACUAAAACCCUACAUUUUUAAUAAACAAAUGAGCUACGUCACUUUGAGUCAUAUUUAGAACAGGGAUCUAUGAUAUUUCCCUUCAUAGUGAUAACAAGGGGAAGAAUACUUCUGAGUUAGGAAAGAAAUAGAAUGUUUGAUCCUAUUUAAGUGUACAACAGGAAAUUUAAAUAAUCUUGCCAUGUAGGUUUAGGAAGUGCCUCUGAAAUAGCCCCAUCUUUUUUUGAACCCCAUUUUAUAGUUGUCUGUUCAAAACCAGAUAUAAUUCCCACUCCUUGACUUUUCUGAGCAUUUCCCCUCUUUAAAAAUGUAAGCCCUUCUUACCUUCUCACUUAGAGUAUCAAUUCCUGCUACCUCUUUACUUUUGACCCAGUAUCCAUCUAAAAGUUAAAACCUCUUCACUAAUUCUUUUUAGCUCAUCAUAUUUCAAUCCCGUGGAUUUCUGUUUAGAAUAUCUCUAUCUCCUUUUUACAUAAAUUUGUUUAUAAAUAGGGCGACUGUAUGUCGCAUUUUUCAUGAGACAAUCUUGGUUUACACAUAUUAUGAUUGUUAACAGCGCGCCCCCCCUUAAUUUGCUAAGCAUUGCAAUUUGGAAUAUAAAUGGUAUAGUAACUCUAUUUAUAAGUUAAGUAUGCAUGGAAAUGAGCAAAAUUUUGUACAGACUUUGAAAAAUUCUUAUAAUUUUUUAAAUUAAACUCCUGAAACACCUUUCUCGUACUGUUUUCCUAUCUAUUCAUAAGUGAAAUAUACACCUUGAUAAGAGACCAAGUUUUCUGUCAUCACUUCACGUCACUUAAACAUUUAAAAAUAUUUCUAAAUCUCAGCAAUGGAUUUAGGAUCUAGUUAAACACUCUCGGAAGCUGUUUGGGUAGGAGGGUUUGUUUUUGUUGUAUUUCCCCCUUUAAAAACUGGGCAUUGGGACAGAUAAUCAUUGAGUUGCAGCUGUUUUGGUCAUAUGCUCCUUUAUAGUGCCACUCUGUUAAUUUUGCAUUAUGCUGUUUCCUGGUACUUGAAUUUUGCCAGACAAAUAUUUAUGGAAUGAGUGUUAAUAGAAAUUUAAAUUGGGGAUUGAAAAAAGAAGUUAGGAUGGGCAAGUAAGUCAGAAUCCAGAUUUGUUUUAUGUUGAAUAGAUUAAUCACUCAGAGUUAUUUUUAGCUAAGGAAAUUGACCUUUUUUAAAAACCAGGUGAAGAAAUAAUUUGAGACUCAGACAUGAUAAUUCUAUUUGCAAGACCUGCGAGCUUUUUAUGGACAGUAAUAGUGUCUUAAAGUCUUAAGUUACAUCCAUUUAUAUAUCAAAUUAUGAAAGGGAAAUAUUGAUGAAAUCCAGGAUGAUUAUUUAUCAAGGAAACACUGCAAUGGAUGUCAGUCUUCACAGCCAUUUAAGAAAAAUUAUUAUUGAUCUUGUAAUUUUUCUGUGAUAAAGACACUGGAAGCUCAAGAACAAAAGCAUUAUAGUUGCCUGUGUGAUGUUGCUUUACCAAUAAGAAUAUUUCUGUAAAUACUCCUACCUUCUGUCAGUAAUCUCUGUCUGUCCAUCAUUAGUUUGUGUUAUAUAAUCCUUGAAUUUUAAAUUAUAAAAAUUAUUGAACUAAAAUUUUAGCAACAAUGAAAUGGAAUAUGCCUCUUCUUUUCUGAACAAUGCUAAAUAUGUCUCUAUUUAUCUCUAAAUAUGAGUUAUAAAACCUACCAGAGAGAGUUGCUCUAAGGAUUAAAUGAGAUUCUGUGUGGUGUGUGUGUGUGUGUGUGUGUGUGUGUGUGUGUUAUCCAAUAAAUGGUGGUAGGCACUAUAUAAGUGGCAUUUAUUAUAAACAUCUUAUUUCUUAUUAAAUUGAUAGUGUUCAAACUUGGUUUUAUAGAUACUUGUGAAGGCAUUAUUAUUUUUGUUAUUACCAUUAUUAUUUUUAGAGAUAGGGUCUUGGUCUGUCACCCAGGCUGAAAUGCAGUGAUGUGAUCACAGCUCACUGCAGCCUCAGACUCCUGAGCUCAGGUGACCCUCCUGCCUCAGCCUCCUGACUUGCUGGGACUAAAGGUGUGCACCACCAUGCCCAUCUAAUUUUUUUUUUUUUUUAACCUUUUGUAGAGAUGAGGUCUCUCUAUGUAGCCCAGCUGGCCUUGAACUCCUGGCCUCAAGCAAUCCUCCUACCAUGGCCUCCCAAAGCACUGGGAUUAUAGGUGUGAACCACAUUGCCCAGCUUGUGAAGGCAUUAAAUGUGAGAAAAUUAUGGUGUCCUUUUCCUUCAAAAAUUAUAUAUGGAUUACCUACUGAGUUGAAGAUAUUGGGGUAGUUCCUUGGAACGAAAAAAAAAAGGUGAAUAAAUUAGUUUUCUGAUUCAAGAAGUUUGGCUGAUGAACCCAGGGAUACCUGGAAAACCCGUUUCUUAUUAUGUAAAACCACACAGCAGCCUUCCUAAAAUUAUUACUGAUAUAAUCUUUUCUUAAGCUCAUCCAGUGCGGUAUAAUAUGGGUAAAAAAGGUCAAAGAAACUGACUUACUGCUAAAAAUAUGUGAACUUUGUGAAUAAUUGCUAUGUCAAUUCUAGUGAGAGUCAUCAUAGGCCUUUCCAUUUGCUUAGAGAUUCACCAGCAUACCCUAAGGUGACUAAUGAGUGACAGCAGAAUUUCUUAGUUGAAUCAGACAGUAGAGGUUUAAUAACUGCUUGUGAAUUGAUUAAACGAGUGGAAAAUACUUUACAUACUAGUAUCUCAGGUGAUUUGUUACAUGGAUGGUGAUAUGGCUUGGCUGUGUUCCCACCCAAAUCUUAUCUUGAAUUGUAGUUCCCAUAGUCCCCACGUGUCAUGGGAGGGACUUGGUGGGAGGUAAUUGAAUCAUGGGGGUGGCCACCUCCAUGCUGUUCUUGUGAUAGUGAGUUCUCACAAGAUCUGAUGGUUUUAUAAGGGGCUUUUCCUCCUUUUACUCGGCACUUCUCCUUUAUGCCACCAUGUGAAGAAGGAUGUAUUUGCGUCCCUUUCUGCCAUGAUUGUAAGUUUCCUAAGGCCUCCACAGCCCUGCAGAACUUAAACACAAUGCAAGAAAAGCUGCUUCUGACAUUUUCAUAAUACCUUAUAUAUUGGGGAAAAGAAAGGAGCCAAGGAAGCCAGCCUGAGGAAGAUCAUUACCAUUAGAAUAUUUGACCGUGAGGAAUAUGAGAAAGAGUGCAGUUUCUCCCUUGUGCUUGAGGAACCAAAAUGGAUAAGAAGAGGAAUGAAAGCCCUGUUAUUGAAUGAGCUUGGUGGCUUCACAAUAACAGGCCAACCUGUCUUCAGGAAGGUUCAUGCUAGAGAACAUCCGAUUCUCUCUACUGUAAUCACCAUUGCAGAUGAAUAUGAUGACAAGCAGCCACUGACCAGCAAAGAGGAAGAGGAGAGGCGCAUUGCAGAAAUGGGGCGCCCCAUCCUGGGAGAGCACACCAAGUUGGAAGUGAUCAUUGAAGAAUCCUAUGAAUUCAAGAGUACUGUGGACAAACUCAUUAAGAAGACAAACCUGGCCCUUGUGGUUGGGACAAACAGCUGGAGAGAACAGUUCAUUGAAGCUAUCACUGUCAGUGCUGGGGAAGAUGAUGACGACGAUGAAUGUGGGGAAGAGAAGCUGCCCUCCUGUUUCGAUUACGUGAUGCACUUUCUGACUGUGUUCUGGAAGGUCCUCUUUGCCUUCGUCCCCCCUACUGAAUACUGGAAUGGCUGGGCGUGUUUCAUUGUCUCCAUCCUCAUGAUUGGCCUACUGACAGCUUUCAUUGGAGACCUGGCUUCCCACUUUGGCUGCACCAUUGGCCUGAAAGAUUCUGUGACUGCAGUCGUGUUCGUCGCACUUGGAACAUCAGUGCCAGACACAUUUGCCAGCAAAGUGGCAGCCACCCAGGACCAGUAUGCAGACGCCUCCAUAGGUAACGUCACGGGCAGCAACGCGGUGAACGUCUUCCUGGGAAUCGGUGUGGCCUGGUCCAUCGCUGCCAUCUACCACGCAGCCAACGGGGAACAGUUCAAAGUGUCCCCUGGCACACUAGCUUUCUCUGUCACUCUCUUCACCAUUUUUGCUUUCAUCAAUGUGGGGGUGCUGCUGUAUCGGCGGAGGCCAGAAAUCGGAGGUGAGCUGGGUGGGCCCCGGACUGCCAAGCUCCUCACAUCCUGCCUCUUUGUGCUCCUAUGGCUCUUGUACAUUUUCUUCUCCUCCCUGGAGGCCUACUGCCACAUAAAAGGCUUCUAAAGGAACUAUCAGAUAUAGUAAAUUUAUAUAUAUAUACAUAUAUAUACAUAAAAAUUAUGUAUAACGGACAGAGGAAACUGACGUUUGUCAUGUUCACUUACCUGCUGAUGGAAUCCAGCUUCAAGAGCAUACUCUGUACUAGGGCCGAAGUAAAAAACCAUCACCUCCCAUUCCCAGGGGCAUCAUCAUGUUCAACAAGGCACGGAGGCAGGGCCAUCUUUGCAGCUCAGUCUAGAAGGGCUGCACUCUCUCCAGGUUCAUAAAUCCUUAAGGCUUUGAUUUGUUUUCUUGUUUUUGAUUUUGUUUUCAAUGGGGCUGGGGAGGUAGUUAAUGUUUGGCUUUAUUUUUGUUAUUUUGUUUUGUUUUGUUGGGAGGGUCAGGGUGGUUGCUUUUCUUUGUGGAAAGUGAAACUAUCCAAAUGUAAAUGGGUUUUGGUAAAAAUUUAAAUCAUUACUAUUCCCCCUCACCUCCCCCAAUCACUUUAAAACUUAUUUUGGAUUAAGAAAAAAUCUGGGCAUGGAAGAAGAAAGAAGCAUGUCUUCAUUGUAUUACCAAAGUUCAUGCUUGUCUCCGGAAUGUGAGCAGAGGUGAAGCUGCCUCCAAGAAGAAGCAUAAGAGUGGAAUGGAGCCAGGAAAUCCAAUGGUUCUAGAUAUAGUCUGAUAUUUAAACAUGUGAUACCUGGCAGUCUCGUUUAACAGGUAGAAGGAAAACGUGCCUAGAUUCCCAGGAACACGCAAAAUCCUUUCUUUCUUAUCUCUUUAGCUCUGGACUAUGAUUAGCAAGGUCCUUCUUCCAGCAUUCAGCCCAGCUAAGCCCCCAGGUGCCCCAUCCCAACCCUGUUCCUCCUGUCCACCUGCCAUCCCCUAUGCAAACAGUAAGAAUAACCCCAUUCAAAAAGCACAUCAUCGUUUUCCAUUUGCAUUAACAUGUGUCUCAGUCCCAUGUUGCCAUUGCUUGGGAUUGUCUGUCCGUUUUAUUUUCAAAGGCAUCCAUGGCUUGCACAAUCCUGUUCCAGUCAUGACUGAACAUUUGCUCCUUCUUCAUGUGCCUGUUCGGAAAUGUUGUUGUGAUACCUGUUACCCAGUGCAUGGUGAAAAACAAAUAAAACAAAACAAAGAGUAUCUGUAUAUAGUAGAGUAUAGUACAUACUGUUCUCCCAUUUGGCAAUGUUGAUUGGACAUUGAAGACAUAGUGAGUUUUCUUUUCACCUAAGUUGUUACUUUUGUGUUGUUAUUGAGUUUGAUUAAUUACUAGGGAUAAAAGGAGAAAAUGGCUUAUUGUUCAUGGUUCUGCACAUUCAUUUCUAAGAAGCAAUAACUGUCAUGUGGGGAGAAGUUAAAGUUAUUGAGAGGAUAGCAGGCAAACUACAAAGAUCUUCAUGGAAAAUUAGCCAUGUGGAACACAUCAGAGGCCUCUAAAAAUCACCCAUUAAUUCAGGAAGGCCAACGAGAAAGGCCUUAUAGAGACGUUGAUAUGUUGGAUGUGCCUAGGCUUUCAGAGCCACCCUUUCCACCACACCCCUCCCUGCAAAGUAUUUAUUUCACAUCUGCACUGUCUGGCACAGAUGGUAGAUAGUGCUGGUUUGUUCAUUUUAUUUUUUUACGUAAAAGGGUAUUUUGAGCCCUGUUUCUUUCACUGUCCAGUCUAGUCCCCUUUGAUUAUAUAAGUAGUUCCUGAGUAAGAAAGAAGCCAGGGUGACCAAUGGGCCUUUAAAAGUGUGUCUCCUCUACUUAUGCUGAAAGAGAAGGCAAUUAAGUAAGACUAGUACCUCCCAGGAGGAUUGGACUGGGAUGUUUUAACCCUUUAAAAAGAAUAGCUGUUUCUAUGUUAAAAUACCAAAGAACAUGGAUAAACCCAACAUUCCAAAGUAAUGAGUCCACUAAUGAGAAAAAAAAUAGAAUGACAUUGGUCACCUCUCGGAGACUUCUGUGUCUAUGAGGAAUCCCAGGCAGGAGACAUCCCUAGCCCUCUGUAUUGAUUCAAAAAUACUUAAUAAAUUAAAGCUGUUGAGACUUAUUUUUUCUUCUGUCACUCAGUAACCAUGAUCCUUCAUCAUUUAAUAAACAUUUGGUGACUGAAUGAGUAAUUAAAUGCUGGUACCCACUUAAUGUGCCAGGUAGUAUGAUACUUUCUGGGGACUAAGCCAUGAACAAAACAGUCUAGAUCCCUGCCCUCAGAAGGGUUACAGUUUAUGUGAUUACUAUUUUCAUGAGUAAAAGUGAAGAAAGCCAUAUGGAAAGAUUUUUAUCUUGCAAGAAAAAAACAAUUACGAAACUCUUUUAACAUAAAAACACUGAAACUGUAUCAAAGCAAUUGUCCAAAUUGUAUAUAUACCCAAGAUUUUCUUUAACUAAGAGAGCAUAAAGCAUAUGUUUGGAAAACCACCCUCUUUAUCUUUGACCAACUUGCAAAUAUAUCUCUCCAUUUUAAACCAAGAAGGGCAAUCAUGUUGGUGAUCCAGAUCACUGAGAAAGCCCAAUGUAUCCCAUCUUUUAUCUUUGUUGGCAAUAGAACUUUUCUAUGGCCCACACUUUACAAUUCUUUGUCAUUCUAACCCAUCUUUCCCAUCCUUUUUUUGUUUUGUUUUGAGAAUUGCUAAAUGGAAAGCUAGCCUAGAAGCACCAAGUAAAUAUAUUCAAGGAAUAUAAAUUGUUUAAACAUUAGAAAAAUUUUUGCACUCAUUUUUUAGCUGUAUUAGGAAUGUCAAUAAUCCUGUAGCAAAUUUUCACAGAGAACUUUAAGAAAUUCUUGCAUUGGUCAAUUUCAAUUUGAAAGCUUUUUGGUUUGUUUGCUUUUUAAAUUUUCAUGUUCUAGGAAACUAUGAUUCUGGUUGUUCAGGAUUGUUAUUAUUAUAGUUGUGUAAAAUUAUUUUAUUUUGUGUGUAUUGUGCACAGCUUGGGGGGGCGGGAAAUGCACUAAUUGUGCUCUUCCUUAUAAAUGGUACAUAUUACUGACACAGACAAAUAAAGUUUCUAAUUGUUUCUGAUUUACUCACUAGUGAUACAGCAUAUUCUGUAUGAAAUGUUUUCUCUUUUCUCAUUGUCAUCUACUUCAUUUUUUGUUUUCAUGUUUUGAAGAAAUAAAAACCAAAAUGGUAUUAUUGUGCAACUGGUAUCAUCAUCGAAAGAAAAAAGCAGACACCAGGUAUUCAAACUCUUGCAAAAGUCAACCCUUCAGUCAUGCAAUGUUCUCUUUUUAAUGUCCCAAGAGAACACAGUGUCAGAAUAUUUGUCUGUCCUACAGUGCUGAGAUAUAUGUUGGACAUUCCUCCAUUUCACUGAUUUUUUUACAUUGCUUAGUAUGACUCUAUCUACAUCCUUUCCUGCAUCCAGGAUCAUGAGCCCAUAAACAGUUACAUGUCAGACAACUUUUUAGCAUGCAGAGUAUUACAUCAAAUCAGUCGAUCCCAAAAAAUUCCAAUCCCAAAAUUGAUGAUAGUACAGUUUCUUCCCAAGGGGAUGCUUAAGUAAAUUGCUCUUUUAGUUUCAUAUGUUAUAUUCCUCUUGGCUUGCAGAACUUCUGCCUUGCAUUAAUAAUUUCUGUCUAUAUGUUAUUGACUUCAUGUAUCAUAUAGUCAAAAGAGUAUAGAAGGAAGUGACAUCAGAAAUGGAAUAAGCAUUUGUGGGAAGAAAAUGUGACCUCUAAGGUUUGUGUACUUAUUUGAAGUUGACAUAUUAGUGGACUUAGUUCUUACUGUAAUAGAAUCUGUCCACGUGUACAAGUAAAUGCUACUUUAUUCAUCUGAUCAUCUUUAAAAUUUUCUUUAGUAUUCCUCAUUAUAUUCUUAUAUGGUCAUAUGUGGUAUACUUUCAUGUAUGAAUGAAGGCAUUAUUUAAAUAUUUUAUUGUAUCAAACUGUCAAUAUGUCUCUUGAGUACCAGCCUUUGGUUUAACACAAAAUGAGCAGCCAACAUUUAUUUCUUUAAACAGCAAAAAGAUUAAUUCAGUGACCAGAGUUCCUUGACCAUCUAACAACCUUUCAGAAAAAUUCUGUGACCUGAUAAUUAUCAACUUCUUACAAGCAAAUUUUAAUGGGUUCAGAUUUUCUGAUUCCAUCCUUCAACCAGUGAGGGUUUUAUAAAAUUUUGCUUUUUGUAGUUCAUAGCCUAAUAGCAGUAAUUUUUUGUUGCUUUUCAAACAUAAAAUUGUUACAAAAUAUUGUUUUAGAAACCCUGCAAAGAUUCUGAUGCAUGCCUUUCCCCUGUGGCCUCACUAUUAAUGAAAGCUCACCACUCACAUUGCAUUUUCCACAGGGGUCUUGACUCAUUGGUGAUUCCACAGCAAAAGGUCCCUGAUUCUAAACUGUUAAAAUAAAGUGAGAAUGACGUACAUCUGCUAACUCUGUGGAAGCAAUUAGAAAAUUUUCUCUGGUAGAUGAUGAUGCCCUCCAUCCUCUAAUAGUGGCAGAACUUUGCCUAUUCAAGAGUAUAAAUCAGCCCCUUUAAGACUUCUUUUAAUAUUUUUGGGCUCAGGAUAUGGAGUCUCUCUGUUGAUUCUGACUUUCUGACUAUGAUUUUGGGCAGUUGCAUCCAGAGCAAGUUCUGAGUGUAGUUUCAUAACUUCAGGAACGUUUGGCCAUUUUAUGAUUGAAAACAUGUAAUAUUGGAUAUCACCUGACCUACAACUGGCAUUCAGCUUUUAUCAUUGUAAUCACUUCACUUGGCCAAGGCAGUUGGUAAAACUGAGCAAAGUUAAAUAUAAAUUCCAAUCAUUAAAUUGGUGAGUGCAUUAUGCGGAAGACACAGAAUCCUAUUUCAGAAAAAGAAACAUGCUAUUAUAAGUGGAUUCCUUAGAUUCAGAUAUACCUGUGGAGUUUUGCUGAUAGAAUGCAGUUCUGCUAUUCCUUUUUACCAUUAUGUACUUGCCACUUCUAACCAUCUUGUUGUCUUCCCAUCAUGCAGUACAUUUCAAAAUCUGGGCGGUCCUGAUGGUAUUACACCCACAAGGACAGCAUGGGAAGGGUAAACAAUUGAAAUAGAUAUUUCAUGCUGGGAGCUUAAUUAGGCCAUGAUUAAUCGUCUCUCAAAGCAGAGACUGUCUUAUCUAUAGAAGGAGCAAUCACUGAGAGGUGGAACUCCCAAGGGAAAUCUCUGCAGGUUUCCAGCCCACAAGAAAUGGUAAGUAUUUCACUUUCUUUGACGUUUUCCCUGCCUGUCAAGAUGUCCACACGUACUCAGAGGUGGUCCACAUUUUCAUUUUUGUCAAAGGUUCUCUGAUUUAAUUUUGUAAGAAACAUUUAAAUCAGUUGUUAUGCAAAUUAUUGUUCAUUUUGUUUUAUUUUUAGGAAAGAGCAUUACUUUGUAACUUCAAAAAGCACUAUGACUUAGUAGUUAAAAUUAUGACCCAUAUUUUUUCAGGAAGACUUGCUUGCCCAAAAUUGUCUUGUCUAUCUGUUAUCAAUGCAGUCAUUCAUAGCUGCUUCAGUGGUUCACAUUUUUUAGAAUCAUGCUUCCCUAGCCUUUUUUCAAAGAGUUGGAGAGUUUUCCCCUUGGAAAUAGGUAAAAAAAAAAAAAAAAAAAGUUUAAUAGUUUGCACUUUAAACACAAAGCAAAGGGAGAUACUUUUAAAUGCCAAAUCUUUCCUUUCCUUUCCCUAAUUUCAGCCUUUGCAGUUCUUCGAUGGCUACUCCCAUUAUAUCCAACUACCCUUAGUGAUUGAUGCUCACUAUUACCUCUCAGCAAUAGGGAAAGGGCUUAUGAUAUAAAGUGAUUGCUCAAGACAUGUUUUUCUGAAAGUGAACUUAUCAUAGGAGAAAUCAAAUAUAAUGACAUUCCACCUAAAUAACAGUCACUAGGACAUAGUAUGGAAUCUUUAUAAAUGAGCGGGACAGAUUAUACCUACAGUUACACACUAUAAUAGUGUUGUUUAUUUUAUACCUCUUGAAUCCUAUUUAUUAUGCUUCAGUGCCCAUCGACCUACCCUUUUAUUCUAUCAAUAUAUGUAGGUGUGGAUUGGGAAUGAGAACCAACAUUCACAUCCCUGAUGCUCAUGAGAGUUUCUACAAAGGUGGAGUAUGUAAACAUAGAAAAACAUAAUAUAUAGCUUCCAUGCCUCUAAGAAAUAUGAGUGGGUCAAAUGCUUCUCUGUGGGUACUAUUUUUCUGCUAUGCAAAUGGUAGAAAAGUUCACAUUAAUAGCCAAACAGACCGAGAGAGAAAUUAGCUAACUUCACUGUUAAUCUGUCUACUUUGACAGUUAAUAUAUAGCCCAGCCCUCCUAAUUUGUUGACUGCAAAGACAGAUAUACCUAGUGAAAUCCAAAAAUGUACGGGGGGGCAGGGGCGAUAAAUUUACUAGAAUAAUUAUACAAACCUCCAUACUAAGAUUGCUUAUUCACCGAGAAGAAUCCUGCCCAGAGAUUUUCAGAGACAUUUCCUUACAUUCCCAACCUUCUUUUAAUUUACACAACUUUUUAUUAGACCCCUUGAAGCCACAUAGUAAAACAAGAGAUGAAUUAUCUAAGGAGAACUUUUGGCCCUCCCUAUAAUGUGAAGAUCAGAUACUUGACUCUAUUUCCCAUUCUUUCCAAAUGGAAAGAACAGUUCAAUUAAGUAACCAACUAUGUAACCACUUCUUGACAUAAUUCCACCUAAAAAACAAAGAGUGAACCAAAUUGUACCAACAUUAAACCUAACAGUGAUAUGAUCCAGAUGGCUAGUUUUGAGAAAAAUAAUAUUUUCUGUAGAUACCUUGCUCUCCCUUCCUGUACUCAUCCUAAUGCUCAAGUUUGAGAAAUACUCCAAGGAAGAAGUCUUGAAAGAUUGUACAUUCAAAUAAUGCUCAUGUAAUUGAGUAAUAUGGCAUUUGGGAUGAGAAUGUUCUGUGUUGUUGAUAAGAGCAUAUUUAAAAAUAAGAGAAUUGGCACAAAAAUGUGUUAACUAGGAUUUUUAUUACAAAUUGCCCUAAGAUAUUUGAAAGUUAUUAUAUUUAAGUGAAAUAAAUCCCAGUUUCCAGAAACAACAGUAUAAUUUAAAUUUAUAUUCUCAGGUUUUAUAUGAAAAUCAAAGUUGGGCAUACAUACUUUUUGGCUUUGGCAACCAAAGAAAAGCAUGUUUUUGGCACACGUUUCCAAAUUAUUGAGUUAUUUGUAGAAUACAUUGGACCUAUACAGGUAUCUCAUUAAAAUUAAGUUCAAUAAUUUCCCUUUCUUCCUUUAGCCAUAAAGUUUCUAAAUUUUACAACUUGACAGUUUAGCAAUUUCAUUUAUGAAAGGCUGAUUCCAUUUUGAUGUUGAUUUUUACAUUUCAGAAUUUUUCAUAUGUAAAUAUUUGGUACAUUAGAUGGGAUACUGAGCUUGAGUCUGGCCCAAAUGAACCACAAGGCCCAGACUGAUCUGUCAGUAGUUAGAAGGCUUCUGAUACACUGGCUUUUUAAUGCACAGCAAAUCCUAGUGUUGUUUUCAAUAUUCUUUCUUUUGACUAAAAGUUUCCAUUCCAACUGGUGAAAAAUUUUUAAAAAAGAUUUAUAACGAUAGUUAGAAAACUGUUUAUAUGAGGAUCAGACAUUGUUUCAGCACGAGUUCUUCUCUAUCCCCUCUCUCGCUACAACAUACAGCCCAGAGACACACACGUAAAAGUAGGUGAUCUCUGUAAACUUCAGCUGCAUUUUUGUAUGUCUAGGAUUGUCCUAGUAUCACAUAUCUUUUGAGAAAGAGUUGGAGAGGCAUGGAAGGAAGCAUAUUCCUGAUUUCCCUUUUUAGCUAAAGAUACAAAUUCAGAGCUGUUUGAAAAGGGCUUAGAAUAAUAUUAAUUAAACAUAUUCUGUAAUACAAAGAGAAGUACUUUUUUAAAAUCAAUUUAUUUUUCUUUCUUUUUUAGCAAGCAUUUCUGACAGAAAAUCUUUAGGGCCAAUUAGAGUUUCUUUCUGACUUUUAAUUGCCCUCUGCCUUUUGGGAAAGUGUUGAAAAAAGCUCUUGAAAAAAAUAUGCUGGUCAAGGUCAAACCCUGGGGGAUUAAAAACAUGAGAUUUUUAUAUUUUCCCUCCAAACAUAGCACUGAGCGGGCAGGUUCCCAUGCCUGUUGUUAAUCGGCAUUUUCUAAACGUGUUUUGGUGUGCUGGGAGCAGAAGAGUAGGAGGCCCACCCAGUCCCACCACACAUACCGGGACAUCUUUGACCACAGGGGUACUCUGCCGUUCAUAGUUUAGCUUAGAUGUUCUUAACUGAACUAACUUCCAAUUUUCAUAUUCACUGAUCAUCUUGUCCCUAGCAUUUUCCCUCCAAGAUCCUGCUAACAGGCAAACUAGCCCUUUCUAACAGUUGGUACCUGAGAUUUCUCAGAGCGCUUUUAUCAGAGUAAGGAAUGAGAUUGCAGAAGGGGCAGUAAUGUCAAUACCAAGUUAUUGGAAACUACUUAACCAGCCACUGCAUUACAUACUGGAGCCCGUCUAGGACACUUACCCUUGGAAAUAGUGGAAAGACUUUGUUUUAUUUCUAUUUCAUCAACAGAACUUUUGUAGCAUUAAAUCUAAGCAAACGAUAACAUCAUAUUAUAAUGGAAAGUUAUUUUUAACUACAACUGUUAUUGUUAAAUUUAGAAGAAAAUAUUGUCUUUGAAGUUUCAGUCCAAAACUCUAAGGAGAGCAAGGCUUUUACUGCCAUCGGUAAUCCUGUGAGAGAUUUGACACUCCAGAUCUUAUUUGAGAUAGAUAAGUCUAUGAUAAAUAUAUGUAUGAGCUUUAAAAUAUUCUUGAUAUUCUCAGGUUGUUCUCACAAAUUCUGCAUAGAUUUAGUUUUUUUUUUUUAAUGAGAACAUUUCUUAUCAAAAAGGAUCGAAAAUUUUUCCAAUAACUGGUUGUUAAAUGAGUCUAGCACCCAAAGAAGCUGUGAGCAGUUGGUUCUAUCAGUGACUCUUCUAGGAGCUCUUUCCAGGUUGGUCUCGAACUCCUGACCUCAGGUGAUCCACCUGUCCCGGCUUCCCAAAGUGCUGGGAUUACAGGCAUGAGCCACUUCGCCCGCCCUGGUUGUUCUGACUCAAUCCCUAGACACAUUCUUCAGAAACAACUGUACAUGGUGAGAGAAAAGUCAAAAGGAGAAAAGUUUUCCUUCCUUAAAAAUAGACUAAAUUUGCUUAUCACCUUUAAAAUUUGGACGGAAUGUUUAAACUUUAAACACAAAGCAAAGGGAGAUGCUCUUAAAUGUCAAAUCUGAAGCAAAAGUUGCAUUUUUGCAAAGCUAUCCAGAAGAUGUGUUAAUUAUUGAGACAUGGGAUUCAUUAACACAUCAGCGCCCAACCACUGCCUCUCCUGCCCCAUUCACGUAGUAUCGACAAUCAAAUAAGCAGCUGGGCAGGGGAAACCUAUCACUGUUAAUGUCAUAAUCACAUCACCACUGAAUUACCAGAUGUGGUCAGGAACUAGGCAAAGUAGGUGGGACCAAUCCCAGGACUGGGGCCAUACCACAACCUCAGCUUAGCCCCUUGUCGGAUACGGUUUAUGAAUUUAGAACAAUGCCAGAAGUAUUUUUUUUCUUUCAGCUGUGAACCAGCCUGUUUUGUUUGACAAGCCUUUCCAGAUUCAUGCAGCUCAAUCACAUGCUUGUUGCCAGUCUUAGAGUGAACCUAUUAUCUCAGACUUGUUGCCAUAACCAAUUUUUACAAAACCGAAAGUAGCCCAGUGAGGUGGAUUGGACCUAGUGAUGAGGUGUCUACACUUGCAUCCUUUCCUUCCAAGAGAAUACUCUGACACUGCAACUCUAGAAGUCAUGUCAUUAGUAAAAUGAAAAUAAUAAUUGCUUAAUCACUGUUUAGAAUUAGUUCAUACUUCUUCAGAGCUCAAAGCCUCCACUACUCAACAUCAGAUCCAUGGAUAGUAUUAUUAUACCUUUACCCAAAGACUGGAUUUAUUUUGUUAAAAAAAAAAAACAAAAAAAAAAAACAAAAAAAAAAAAAAACAGAAUGGUCAGGGUCCCUUUAAAGCAACUGACAAAGUAUUUGAUAACAUUUUAAAACAAUGAAGAAGAAAGGAUGAUUCUGCAGAGGCUGCUGGGUUACAGAGGAGGGCAGAGCUUUUGUCAGACUCUCUUGAUGUUUUGCUCUUCCUGGUAAGUUUUUAUCUGUCAUGGUUCCCAGUGGAAUAUUCCACAUACACAUUCUGUGGGAGGCUACUGACAUGGCUCUAGACUCUGCCUUUUAUUUUCUAAUUCUCCUUGGAGAAUUAGAACAGGCAUUCCAGAGCUUGUAAUAUAGAGGGAAAAAAGAAAAAAUGGCAGAUGCCUCAUUGAUGGAUCCAGAAGUUUUAUACAAAAGCACACACCAUUCUGAUUGUCUCUAUAUUAACAUUGUACUCACCAAACAGGUUUCUUAAGGUGACUGGAACAAGAUAAAUAUCAACUGGAUAAUUACCUAAGGAAAAAGAAUAAAAAAGAAAUCAAAGCAAAAAAUUGGUCAGUUUAGCAAAUGUGUCUUCCAGGAUCAUAGGCUCAUAAACUAUACAGUCAAGAGAGUGAAACAAUUUUAAAAUCAAAAGUUAGAGCCUUUUAUAUUUCUUCGGAUAGACAAUUUCAUAAAUCAAGCAUUUAUUUUGUGCAAAGUAUUAUAUUAGGUACCCUAAGAUGGUAUAUAAAGAAUUCAAAACAGAGUAAUUUAAGAAAAUUAACACUGGUCCUUGAUUUAGUCAGGAAGAGUCCAAUUAUGGCAUUCCAAUUAAAUUAACCUUCCAUUUUGGUCUACAGACAUUUUAUCAAUUUGAAAUUGCUUAAUGGGGCCAUUUUGAAACCUAUCAAGAAACUUUCCUGUAAUAGAAAUAUUAAUUUUCUUAAUUUCACAUUCUGUCUUCCACUAAUAAGAUAAACGGAUUCAGACCCAACACACACAUCCAGAGAUUACCAUGAGCCAAGACCUGUGUAAGUUUGAUAUACGGUAUUUUAUUCAACAUUUCAAGUUUGGAAAAUCUUAUGACAAAGAUAAUUUGCCUCACCAUUGCUGAAUUCUUUUACUAGGUGUUGAUGCUAAUUCAUCACUGGAUUUUCUUAACUCUGCCUGUUGCUCUUUUGGACUUUGAGGCAUGUGGUCCUAUUUCAGUGAGUUACAACUCCAGCCCUCAUCUUUUAACAGCAAACUAGAGAAGAUCUCACUCUUCAUCUCUGAGGACACAGUGUUCUCUUCAUUUUAACAUCAAAAAGUCACCAGAGAGAAGACCCAAAGGCUUUUCUCUUUGGAAAAGCAAUCUUUAAUUGUUUCAGAGGGUGAUGAAUCUUCGGCUCUCUAGACUUGAUUUUCCUCAUCAUUAAAUGGGAGGACUUUACCUUUGGCUUGAUUUUCCAGAACACAUCAAGCCCUGUAUGAUCAGUGUUUCCCUGUUAUCAUCCACUUAUGUGUAUGGGUUGAAGGUACUUUAAGUUGUGAACCAGCUGCUGCCCAUAUUGGGUCACCAAUGCACUUGUCAAGCCCAUGUAACCACAUGAAGUCUGACAGAAAUAUAAACAUUUAUUUUGAAAUAAUUCCAUGUGCAUGGUUGGAAAAACAGUCUCCCUUCCCUGAAAGGAAUGAGUAAUUUCUCCCUUUUCAAGAAGUGUACAGUAGAAAAUGUAAUGAGAUUGGAAUGGAUUCCAAAUCAGUGACCUUUUUAAGGCUGAAACCACUAUUUUAAAUGAAACUUUAAGUUCAUACAGUUUCUUAUAGUAAUUCUACUUUUAUUUUUUAGUCAUUGUGCUUAAUCUUUUAGGAAAAAAACUAACCAGUUAUUUUUUACUAAAGUAUGUGAAUUACAAACAGGAUGUGCAACGACCAGGCAGAGAGAUAUUUAAAGGUAUAACUAUUCUAAAGGAAGAUGAGAAAAAAUUCAUCUGCUACAGAUUCAACUGUCUUUUAAAUGCCUCCCUUGUCAUGGAGUAAAUGACUACUCAAAAGGAUUUCACAAAAGACUUAAAUCUCACCCUUAGCAAUCAACCAGUCGGCCACAGCUCAAAUGCCUCAUUAGCAAAAUGAAAUUACACAACAGCCAAAACAUAGCAAGAGAAUGUAGACAUUUCCAUGGGGGGAAGAAAAGAAGAAAGAAAAAGCAACCAUAGUGAACUCUGCUUGCAUAAACAAAGAAUGUUUUAGUGGGAUAAAUGUAAGCUUUCUCUUGAAGGAAUCCCAGUUAGAAUGUCAUUGGAAACGGCAAAACUAUUUCAGCUUCAUAGCAGUAAUAUAUUCCAACUUUAUUACCACUGAGGCAGAAAGCUAAAUUUGUCAGGGGGAAAGGUAAGCAAAAAUUACUGACAUUGCAACAGAUAAAAUGAUCUUGUGAGACUCAAUAUUGAGAAAGAAAAUUAAAAUAGCUAAUAUUUCUGUUAUAAUUCCAGUGAUUACUAAGACUUCUGCCAAGGGAUAAAAUUAUUUUCCUUCUCUCAUUAUAAAUUUCUAUAUAGAGCUAUUUUAAUGCAGUAAGGAUUGUAUUUUCAUAUUUUAAUAAAUCCCUCACGUUGAAUUUGCCCCCCAUUUCAGAUUUGAUUAGGAAAUACUAAAUUGAGAAGGCAGGCUUUUCCAUCGUUUUAAAAACAAGUAUGCACCAUAAGCAUUUUCAGCUGAUGUCUGCCUUAAGCAAUCUUGGUAGAGCUGUCAAUCAGUGGCAGGUGCUUGUUUAAGGAAGAGAACCUGUGAAUAGAUUUAGCCUUUCUUCCUCACAGGCAGCUGCUCAUUCACACACGAUCAUCUCUUCUUCCUCAACUUCUUGCACCAAUCCCACCUCUUGGAUUGAUCCACAUCCACCUAGCAGUUGAACAAACUGCAGAUUCUAAUUACAUGUCCCGACAGCUUGCUCAACUUAAUUUUUCACCAACUGAAUUUCAUGCAUUGCCCCCGAUGUUCCUUCCCUCUGUUCACUCUUUUAUAUAAGUCCUUGCAUUUGACAUACUUUAAAAUGGGUUUGACUAGGGAAAAAAAAAAAAACCAAGUCAGCAAACCCUUGUGUUCAUUCAAGAAAUUGUGAACAAAUUUAGCUGUUAUGGUAAUAAUCCUGAGGUGAGGGAGAAAAUAUCACCUAUGUGACAAGAGAUCAUUUUAACGCUAUUACUAAAAUAGUAUUCUAUGAAUAGAGGCCAUAGAAUUUUCUACAAAUAGACUUCUAGGGACUUACAUUUUGAAUCAUAUCUUACUUAUAGGUUUGCUCUAUAUACUGAUAAACUUCUGAACCUAAAGAUUCUCUAUAAUUAAACUAGCACAAAUAAAAUCUGUCCCUUACCCACAUUAUAAGAAUGUCUGGUGGGGGAAAUCCAGUAUUGACCUUCACAUUCCACAUGGAAAAGCUUUGUCCCCAGAGUGCAAUUAGGGUGAUUAAAAAUAAGCGGCUUUGGUGAGUCUCAAGUUUGGUCCCCAAACAAGCAGCAUCAGCAACUGGAAAUUUGUUAGACAUGCAAAUUAUCCAGUCCCACCUAAGAGCUCAGCCCAGAUCUAUGAAUCAAAAAUUUUGGAGUGACCCUGGCAAUAUGUGCUUUAAUAAGCCCUUAGGAUGAUUCUGAUGCAUGCUCAAAUUUGAGAAUCAUUGAUCUAUGACACAGCAUUCUGAGUGGCCAAGAAUAAACAAUGUCACCCACUGUUUAAUUAUGCUUUCCCUCAAGAAAAGGUUUAAAUGCUUAAAAGGUAGGUUCUUUAUAGAGACAAUGCGUUCAGAUAUAUGGGAGAUAUGUCCACCAUUCAGACUUACAAUAUAAUUUUAAGGGACAUUAAUCCUUAUGUCUUUUUCUGACAUAACUGAGCUUGAGGCAGGCUUUCCAAUCAGAGAGAUUUCUAAUCAGCUUUUCUAGUUCUUUUAAAACCCCACAGCUGAUCUACUUUGCCUGACUUCCCCAGGGCCUAGAAAAUGACCCUGGACACCUUUCUCUAAUUGAUUAGCUCUGGCUGAUUUGCCUGAAUGCUAAACCACUGUGUAACAGUACUAAGUUAUACUUAAUGACACAGUCUACUAUUUUCAAGAGUGCUGUGUAUGACUGGCUGAGAUAAAAGGAUUGCUGUCUAUGAGUGAGUUUUAGUUUUAGAAUUCAUUUUCAAAGAUGCACAAGGCUCAAGAAGCUUGAAAACCACAGAUAAUGUAUACAGUAGCCGGAGUCUCCUGGAGGCUCCUUUCUAGGGUCUCUCAUUUGAAUUGGUGCAGAACUGAAGGAACUGAAGUAGAGAGUCAGAAAGUAACUUUGCUUAUAAAAAUGGCUUAGGAAAAGGAACUUAAGAUUGUGGGUUAUAUGUGUGUAUGUGUGCACACGCAUGUAUGUCUCCUUAAUUCUAACCUGAAAAUGCCACAUUUGUGGAUACUUAAAAUACUCAUGCAUUUUGAUACAGAAAAACAAUUCAAAGCAUGUAAAAGGAGGCUGGAAAUGUAAGCUUAACAGUGACAUUCUGGAGAAAAAUGUUGUAACUGUCACUCCAGGCCUCCCUUAGGAGAAAUCAAAGUUGUCAGAUAUUUUGGAAUGGUUGCUCUUUUUCAGGAAUUAGAAUAACUGAAGUAUGAUACUGUGUUCUGUGUGCUUUAAAAUCUGUGACCCUCCCCUGUUGCUGGUCAUAGCUUCAGCAUUUGAGUGUCCAUUGUUGCUGAGGGCAUUUUCUCAUUGGCUCUUUUCCCCAUUGUCCCAUUCCUCUCACUCACACCUGAUUACCAAAUCGCUCCAACGAAAUCACAAUCACUCCUUCCUGUGUUUCCACCAUUGUGUACAUCUUCAUUUGCACACCCUAUUUUUUAAUCAAAGUUAAAGCCUCACCAACAUGGUACUUCUUAGAACAAUCACCCACUUCUGGCCACUUUGUGAUGGGAAAUACAUCUUUGCAGGGGAAGGAGCUGGAUCAGACUGACAGGGUUUCACUCAGACUAUUUCAAACAGUGCGAAGCCUUGACCUCAUUCCCGACUUUUGCUGUCCAUAGUGGUUGGUUUCUUGUUUUCUCUUUCUUUUUUUUAAACAGAAACUCUUAAGCUCAAGGCUAAAUUAUAGUGGGGACUUGCCUUUGUCUGCAGUCCAUGGUUUCUGUAUUGGCUCAAGUCUUGAAAUCUUGAAACAAGCCUAAAUUAAAAUUUUCUCUUAGCUUAAGAAAAAAAGUUACAUAUUGUCAAGACCCUUAUGUGUGUGGUGCAUUAAAAAGAUCUUGAUAUUAGAAGGUAACAGCAAAUUGUUUCUUAUCCCACAACAGCUUUGCCUUUCAGUGUCAUUUGUGGUGGUUUUCGUAGGUCAGUGGUACAAUUCAACACUCUUUCCAAUAAGCCAUAAUAAUAAUUGUUGGCACAACUGUUAUUACAACAGGACUUGCCUGGGUUCCAUCUAUUAAUUUUUAUAGACAGUAGGAAGCUCACACUGAGGAGACAUUUGUAGCUUCCUGGACAAGGGCAAAAGAAGGAACUAGCAUAUUGUACAUACUGUGUACGUGCACAGAACACUGGUCUGUGCCUCUGGGGUGUUCUCAGAGGGGCAGGCCAGAAGGCAGGAUUCAGGUAGGAAAUGAAUCUAGGACUUCUCUUGCCUUUGAUGGUUACUGAUGGCAAUUGUGUUUCCCACUGAAUAACUUAGUGGACAAUUUUGAUAGUAAACUGAACUCAUACCGAGCAAGUAGAACAGUCAAUCCAUAAAGAAAAGGGUGGCAUAUCAUAAUGCCAGAAACCUUCUCUUCCUAAGAGGUGAUCAUGAAUUUCCUACACAGGGCAAAAAAGGGAAGAAUAGCCUAUUCAUAUUCUGUAUUCACAGUUUGAAGGACCCAUCACAAAUGACCUUCAAAGACUGACAGGGGGCGGGUAGAAGGGAGGCAAAAAUGCAGAGAAAAAGAUGUUACCUUGAAAAAUGAAGUAAGAAAUCCUAAUAUUCCCGUAGUUGAUCCUAAAGUUUGUUCCCAUGUCUACAGUUAUUUUUAAAUAACUUCACUACACUUUGAAAUUCCUUAGUGGUGGUUUAUCAGUAAUACUUAAACUUUUCCGUUUCUAUUCUUUGCUGCCAAUGAAUGUAAUCUCCACGACUUGCCAUUUGAGUGCACGCACAGACACACACACAUAAUGGUAUAUGCAUCAUAUAUUACUCAUUUUGUGGGAAACACAAUGUAUUAUAAUCAAAAAGAUUUCAGAACAUUCUUUCAGUGUGUUUCAGUGACAAAAUUUUAUGGGGGAAUGGAGGUACACAUACCCUCUUUGCUGACCAUAUUGUUGAAAUUAUGAUCUUAAGCAACACUGUUAGAAAUGCUUGCAUAAAAUAUCUUCUCUAGUAUUAAUAAAUUGAUUCGCUUUGAAUUUAAGUUUCAAAAAAAUGCACUAAACAAAUAUUUUUAUAUCUGUGGUAUUUUCCUAUUAACUACUCUUAGUGAACACGUGACCAUAUACCUGAUAUCAUUAAAAAGGAACAUGGCCUAAACGAAACGUUAAAAGUGGAGGUAUUUAUAAAGUCUUCUGCCAAAGACCAUUGUUUAAUGAUCUGUAAAAUGUAGAUUAUCUUCUUUUAUUAUGAAUGUGAUUGUAAGAAACACCCUAACAUUCUCUAUCUUUUGAAAAUGAAUAUUUUGUAUUUCUAAGGACCAAGGAAAAUAUUUUUUAAGCCAAUGUAGUACACAGAAGCCUUGUAAAUGAGAGGUACAAUGACUUGGAUCAACUGCAUAAUGCUAGAUUAGAAUUCCAACAUUUGAUGAUAAAUUUGUCAAUCUUUCCUAUAAUUCUUAUACUGCACUAAAUUACAUUUUGGAAAUUUCAGCUAAUCUUUUCAAGUUAAAGGCACCAACAUUAAUGACAGAUCUUGUCUAAUAUGAAAAGCAUCAAAACAUUCCCUUUCAAGAACUCUGAAUAGAUGAAAAUUGCCAUAUAAUUUUCCCACCUACCUAACCAUUCCAUGUAAGUUAACUCAGCGGUCUAACAAUGUUGUACAGAAGGUUGACAGACAUGUGCACCAAGAAUAUUUAAGUUGUGCAGUUAGCAAGAACUAGCCAUUUCAAAAUAUACUCAAAUGUUUUGUAAAUAAAAAUUUUGACUCCUAUAGUUUUGUUCAAACUGCUGUCUUUCAAAAUAAUUAGAUUUUAUUUGAAUUUUAAAAGUAAUCUGUUGUAAAUCAGAUGUUACUUUGUUGACUCUGUGAUUCAAUGUACACUCAGCCAUAUUCCUGUGGGGAAAUAUCAAUCUUACCGACUUUCAUGGCAUGAGCCAGAGAUUCAUAGUUUCCUUUAGGACUAUAAGUAUGAAGACAAAACACACCAAAAUGAAAUGCUAGUGAAGAAAUUAGAAACCUAUUGUAUAAAAUGUAUUUUUAAAAUCUUAAGAUAUAUGUGAUUUACACUGCCUGUUAAUCUAGUCUCUUUGUGAUUAACAAAAAACACAUAAUAUUUGUUAAGACUCUGAAACACCAAAUAUUUGUGAUGUUUGUAUAGCACCAUUGUUAUAUGUGAUUUCAAAGGGUAAGCAUCUCCGUUGUAAUCACGUGAGCCCACAGAAGAAUAAAUUCCUGCUGUUAUGUACAACCAACUCUCAGAAUUCAAACUUCCUGCAGCUGCCGUAUCACCAAUAAAUGAGAAUUGUGAAAAACAA